This is a messenger RNA of Punica granatum (pomegranate), 630 nucleotides long. NCBI's taxonomy places the organism in Eukaryota, Viridiplantae, Streptophyta, Magnoliopsida, Myrtales, Lythraceae. The record is from RefSeq and is a predicted model, not a curated record.
AUGGGCACGGCAACAGCGGCGAGGAGAGGGAGACAGCAACAGCACUGGCUAAAGGGAACAGAAGAUAGGAAGGAGUGGAAGGAGCUGGUGGCAAUCACGGGUGAAGGUGAGGGAGGUGAACUGAUGGUUGAUGAAGGAAAAGAGAAAGAUGGUGCUGGUAAUGAGGAUGGGAGAAGAAGAGGCAGAGGAGGAAAAGGAAGGAAGCUGGAGGUUACGGUGAUGGUGGGAUGUCGAUGGGCUGGUGUUGGUGUUGGUGGUCGGGAAGGAACAGAGAAGAGAGAGAAGGUGAGACCGAGAGAAGGAAGGAGACGGCAAUGGAUGAGAAUGGUGAUUGAUGUAGAGGGUCGUGUGAUGGUGGAGGCAGAUGAUGGUGAUGAAGAUGGAGACGAUGGAGACGAGAAUGAGGAGGAUGCUGUUGUCUGCUACUUCUAUUUUCAGCCAAGAGAUAGCAGGAGAAACAGAGGGGAGAGAGAGACGGAAAGAGAAAGAGAGAAGAAAGGGCCAGUUGAUGAGGAAGAUCAUGAGAGAGUCGUCUACCUCUGUCUGUCUGUGUUGCGUGAGGAUGAAGAAAAAGCGGAGGAGGAGGAUGGUGCUGGCGAUGGUACUGCAGGCGAGGGAGGGGAAGAGUGA